AUGGCCCUGUACGGUGCACCGAUGUGGGCAGAUGCCCUCAACGCACCGAACAGGGCCCUCCUCCGCAGGCCGCAACGCAUAAUUGCGGCGCGUGCGUGUCGGGCCUACCGUACGGUAGGCCACGCGGCGGCCUGCGUUUUAGCCGGCACCCCUCCGUGGGAAAUAGAGGCGGGCGUGCUGUCCGAAGCCUACUGGGCGCGGGCAACACAAAGAGCUCGGGGCGAAGCCCCGGCUCCAGAGGAGCUCUCCCGCGCCCGGGAGGCGAGGAGAAAGACGACCGUGGAGCUCUGGGCGAGUGGCCUAGCGCACGCCCAAUAUGCGCACCAUAGAGGCCAUACGCCCACAGCUCCCGGAGUGGUGUGGGAGGAGCCACGGCUCCCUUACCUUCCGACUGACACAGGUGUAAAGAAUAAUAAAAAGGAGGUAUAA
Molecule: messenger RNA, 429 nt
Organism: Papilio machaon (common yellow swallowtail)
Lineage: Eukaryota; Metazoa; Arthropoda; Insecta; Lepidoptera; Papilionidae
Exons: 2
Coding region: 1-429 (142 amino acids)
Source: RefSeq, a predicted model, not a curated record